Messenger RNA from Cucurbita maxima (winter squash), 1279 nucleotides. Its product is annotated as MADS-box protein FBP24-like. Gene Ontology annotation, biological process: positive regulation of transcription by RNA polymerase II. The transcript has 6 exons. Gene Ontology annotation, cellular component: nucleus. Lineage: Eukaryota; Viridiplantae; Streptophyta; Magnoliopsida; Cucurbitales; Cucurbitaceae. Gene Ontology annotation, molecular function: DNA-binding transcription factor activity, RNA polymerase II-specific; protein dimerization activity; RNA polymerase II cis-regulatory region sequence-specific DNA binding. Bases 179 to 1099 code for a protein of 306 amino acids. The record is from RefSeq and is a predicted model, not a curated record.
UCAUGCAGCACUCAGUAUACGUUUAUAUAUAUAAAGAAAGAAAGAGAGAGAGCCUGAUUAGCUAGGGUUAUCCUUCUUAUGUUGAAGCUAGGAAGAAUAAGAAGAAGAAGAAGAAUAAGAAGAAGAAGAAGAAGAAGAAGAAGACUGAAGCAGACAGUAAUAAAAGUUGAAAUCCGAAAUGGGCAGAGGAAAAAUCGCGAUCAGGAGAAUCGAAAAUCGGACGACAAGGCAGGUUACGUUCUCUAAGCGGCGAGCCGGGCUGUUCAAGAAGACUCAUGAACUCUCCGUUCUGUGUGACGCACAGAUCGCCCUCAUCGUCUUCUCCAGUAACGGCAAGUUGUUUGAAUACUGCAGCCAGGCAACCUGCAGCAUGGAUCAAAUAAUCAGGCGCUACCAGAUUGCCAUCGGGAACCCUAUUCCGGACCAGAAUAUGAACGACCCGGAAGAAUUGGAGAGGCUGUUGCGGAUUAUGAGAAAAGACACAGACGAGCUUCAGCUGAGCUUGCAGCGCUACACGGCGGAGGAUUUGAGCACUUUCCAGCUUCGCGAUCUCGACGAAAUCGAGAACCGUCUCCAAACCUCCCUCAACAGAGUUCGAGCUCGAAAGUCAGAGGUGUUACAGCAGCAAGUGGAAAACCUGCGGAGGAAGGAGAAAAUGCUGGAGGAUGAAAAUGAACAAAUCUACCAUUUGAUAAAAGAGCAGCAGAUGGCGAUGGAGGAGCAGCAGCAGGUAGCGGCGGCGAUGAUGAUGCAGAAACGAAGAAGCGAAGAGGAAGAGAUGAGAAUUAGGAGGCCGGGAGAUCAUCAUCAGCAGCAGCAGCAUCAGCAGCAGCAUCAUCAUCAUCAUCAUCAUGGCGUUGAAGAUGAAGCAGUUGUAUGUAUGGAAGGCGAUGAUGGUGAUCAUGGCGAUGCUUUCGGGUUCAGUAAUCCUCACAUUAUCCAUCCCCACCUUCAGCUUCAGCUUCAUCCUCACGAGCCCAACAGCGUUCUUCAGCUGGGCGGCCCACUCCCUCCUCCUCCGCCGCCCUUCCUCCACCCCUACCGCCUUCAGCCCUUUCAGCCCAACCUCCAUUCCUCCACUACUUACGCUACCCCUUGACUUCAGCUUCAUCACAUACAAUCAAAGAUAUGGUGCACACUAGGAGUGAUGGGCGGUAAACAAGGAGGCCUCCUCAUGCCACAAUUUAGCUGACAACCCCCAAUUAUAUAUCAUUUAUAUUCUAAACUUUCUUUCAUGUCUCAACAAAUACUCAUUUAUAUGACUCUCUUUUAUUUUUCU